Molecule: messenger RNA, 2958 nt
Organism: Closterium sp. NIES-67
Lineage: Eukaryota; Viridiplantae; Streptophyta; Zygnematophyceae; Desmidiales; Closteriaceae
Source: the annotation of a GenBank genome assembly
CUUUCUUCGUCCCACGGCCUUCAUGCCAUUCUCAAUUGUCAUUGUGUCAGGUUGAUGUGUGUGCUUCAUGCCAUGCCUUUCAUCCACGAUUACACUGACUGUACCAUCGACCGGGACAUUCUAAACUUGACGAAACCAUGGAUGCAGCCUACCACUCCAGGAAGAUUUCACUGUCGUACAAGUAGACGAAGCCGUUGCCAGGACCCAUCAUUAUAGGUGACGCCAUGAGUGGAGCACUAUUCUGACAGUUUUCCGACUCGACAUCACGUCCCGGGAUUCUUCAGGCUGCUGCCUCGACUUCUUGUGAUUUCUUAGCUUCCGACUCGGAAGCUUCUUACCGUAUUUCUCGGUGGUAUCGACAAUCAGGAGUCCACAUCAACAGCGGAAUCUUUUCAAGCUUGCCUUGUUCCGUCUCGGCAAGGCGUACAGCAGCUUUUGAGUCUACUCGAAAGCAAACUCGGCAAGGCGUGCAGCAGCAGCCAUGGAUCCGCUAGACGAGCUCGUGAAACUGCAGGAAGAGUACGACAAGCUCGAAUCGGUCUAUAACGCGGAUGUGUCCAAGGCUCUCAAGGCGUACCAGCGGACAUGCGAUCCUCUCUUUGAGAGGCGCAAGCAAAUCGUGUGUGGGGAGGCAGAGCCCACGGAGGAGGAGGCAGCAGCUGCCGACUCAGAGGACGAAGAUGAGGGGGGAGAGGGAGAAGAGGGAGAAGGGGAGGAGCAGCAGAAGCAUGUGGGAAAGGUUACUAAAGAGCCCAAAGGCGUGCCCAACUUCUGGCUCACAGUACUUAAGAAGCAUGACUCAAUAGCGGAGUUCAUCCACAAGCGGGACGAGGAGGCCCUGCAGAGCCUGACGGACGUGCGGGUGCGCCACACCUCCCCCUCUGGUGGUGCAAGCACAGUCACGCGGCUGGAGCUGCACUUUGGCCCAAACCCUUUCUUCUCUAACAAAACGCUCUGUAUCGAGACAGUGGAAGUGGCAGCAGGAGGAGGGGGGGAGGAGGAGGAAAAUGGGGAAGGCGAGGAAGGCGAGGAAGGGGAGGGAGGAGGGGGAGGAGGGGGAGGAGGGGGAGGAGGAGGAGAGGGAGGGUCGUUGGUGGUGGUGAAAGAGGUGUCGGAGAUUCAGUGGAAGAGUGCGGAGAAGAAUCUGACUCUCAGACAGAUUGUGAAGGCAGCGAAGAAGGGAAAGGGAGGCAAGGGGAAGAAAGGCGGAGGCAAGGAAGCAGAGCCCCCUGCGUCAGUCAAGACCAAGCCCUGCCCUUCCUUCUUCAACCUCUUCGCUCUCUCCCGCAACAUGCGUGGCAACAGAGCCACAGCACAGCACAGCAGCAGGGAGGGGAGGAGCAGAGGGGAGGAAGGAGAGGAGGGAGAGGAGGAAGAGGAGGGCGAAGAGGAGGAGGGGGAGGGGGGGUUGGGAGGCCUGCCCGUAUUUGGGGAGGAUCUGGGGGAGGUGCAGCUGAGGGUGCCGAGGGAGAGGGUGUUAUCUGAUGGCAAGAUGGACGUCUGGCAGGCGCUGUGCAACGAGGUUGUGCCCAGGGCAGUUGAGCUGUUUAUUAGCACAGGCUUUGGAGAGGAGGAGGGCGGAAUGGAUGGUGGUGAUGACGAUGCUGACGUGGCGGAUGAGGAGGGGUACGAGCACGUUCGGCGCCCUUCUUCCUCCGGACCUCAUCGGCUGGUUCGGCGCCGGAUCAGAGCACUGAAGCACCUUCAGCAGAAGCAGCAGUACGCAGAACACUCAAGAGCAGCUGCCAUUGCUGCUGCGCGCGCCUCUUUGAGUCAGCGCUCUGCUGGUAUCUUUGCGCGGCGAAAGGCGGUUGCCAUCGGGCCCAAGGCGCUUGAUAGUGGCGAUGCAGCAGCAGCAUCCCUCCCCCGCUUCUGGCUGCUCGCCCUGCGCUCCAUCCCGUGUGUAGUGGAGAUCAUACGGCGCAGGGACCAUCCCCUGCUGGCGCACCUCUCGGACAUCCGCUGGAGACCACUCAGGGGCAAGAAGGAGGGGGAAGAGGAGGGAGAGGAGGGAGUGGAGGGAGAGCAAGGGGGCAGUAAGAAGGGUGGAGAGAGGGGGGCAGCGGCUGAGUGUGGGAAGGGUGAGACUGGAUUCGUGAUAGACUUUGAGUUCCUGCCCGGAUGUAAGGAAUGGAUGGCCAAUCGCGUGCUCUCAAAGGCAUACUUUUUUCGAGGCCGGGCAGCCAGCGGUGGCGGUGGUGGUAGCGGCAGCGCUGGGGCUGGAGGUUCGGGGGGUGCCGAGGCUGGUGAGCUGGUUCGGGUGGAGUGUAUGACGCCGAUCGUGUGGGAGGAAGGCAUGGAGCUGACCCUGAGGGAGGUUCAGGACAGUAAAGGACGCCUCCGAGUCAAGCCCUGCCCCAGUUUCUUCCAGCUGUUUGACGACAAUCGCUGCCACCUGGCGUUUGCUGGUGACGAGGCCGUCCACCUGUCGGCCUCCGAUUUGGUGGAGAGGGAGGCUGACGUGGCGCUGGCCCUGCGUGAUGUGGCGAUCCCGCGUGCUGCUGAGCUGUACAGACAGGCCAAGGAGUGGGACCAUGGAGAGGAGGACGAGGAAGAGGAGGAAGAGGAGGAGGAGGAGGAGGAGGAUGAGGGGGAGGAGGAGGAGGAUGAGGGCAAUGGAAACAAGUCAAAAGCCUCCUUGAACGACGCGGCGAUCCGUAAGAAGCUUCUGGAGCGGAAGAAGAAGAAGAAGAGGGGAGGGGGAGACGGGGAUGACGAUGCCGAUGUGCGCAUAUGCGGGCUGCCACGAAACGUCGUGUUUGGUCUCCUGCUCCUGCUUUCAUUCUCGGCUCCAUUCAUUAUCUUUCUUGAUGAGAUUCUUAUGCGUUUGGGUUUGUGAUGGAAAUUAACAGCACCAAUGAGUUCACCCUCCAUGUGUCCCUUUUUUCCUUACCAACUCCAUUUUUUCCCGAAUCAUACAUUGUAUAUUGAUGUUCCUGCUAGUGUAACGUCUUCUUU